AUGCUUAUUCUCGUCACGUUCGCGUCACUUUGUUUGAGUGCUUUCCUCGACGCCCUGACUUCCCCCGUCGCCCUUGCUUCCCACCGCCCCCCUUGCUUACCACCGUCGACUUUGCUUUCCCCCGUCGCCCACGGUUUCGUCGGUCGCCUCGCUUUCCCUCGUCGCUAUCACUUUUCCCCGUCCCCCUCGCUUUCCCGCGUCGCCUCGCUUUCGCCCGUCGCCAACUCUUUCCCUCGUCGCCCUCGCAUUCCCCCGUCACCCUCGCUUUCCCCCGUCGUCCGUGCUUUCCCCGUCGCUCUCGCCUUCAGCCGUCUCUCGCGCUUUCAUCGUCGCUCUGGCUUCCACCGUCGCCAUUGCUUCACGCAGUUGCCCUCGCUUUCCCCCGUCAACCACUCCUCCCCCCGUCGUCCUCGCUUUCCCCCGUCACCCACUCCUUCUCCCAUCCCCGUCGCCUUUGCCUGCCCCGACGCCUUUGCUUUGUUUCCCUUCGUCGCCCUCGUUUCCCUCCGCUCCCUUCCUUUCCCUCCUCCGCAAUCGCUUCCCCCCGCCGCCCUCGUCUCCGCCCGCCGCCCUCGUUUCCCCCCUGCCUUCCCUAUGCCGCGUUCGCUUCCUCCAUCUCUCACGUUCCCGUCCGCCGCCCUCGUUCGCCUCACUCCGUCUCCCUCGUUCCCGUCCGCCGCCCUCGUUCGCCUCACUCCGUCUCCCUCCUCACUCCGUCUCCCUCGUUUCCCACCGUCGCAUUUGCUUCCCCCGUCACCAUCUUUUCUCGCCGUCGCAUUUGCUUCCCCCGUCACCAUCAUUUCAGGCCGUCCCUUUUGCUUCACCCGUCACCAUAUUCCCCCCCCCUCGGCGAACCGUCGCCCUCGCUUGCCCCCGUCACUUUCGCUUGCAACCCUCGCCCUCGCUUCCUCCCGUCGCCUUCGCUUCCCCCCGUCGAUUCCGUCGAUUAUGCUUACGCUUCCCACCGUCGCUUAUGCUUCCCUCCGUCGCACACGGUAUUCUCCCGUGCACACACUUCCAUCCGUCGCCUGUUUUUCCCUCUGUCGCCUAUGCAUCUCUCCAUCGCACACGCUUUUCUCAGUCGCACACCCUUCAUUCAGUCGCAUAUUCUGCCGUCGCCUUUGCAUCUCCAGUCGCCUGGCCGUUCCCCGUCGCCUUUGCAGCACCUGCUGA
Messenger RNA from Closterium sp. Naga37s-1, 1173 nucleotides. Lineage: Eukaryota; Viridiplantae; Streptophyta; Zygnematophyceae; Desmidiales; Closteriaceae. The record is from the annotation of a GenBank genome assembly.